AUGUCUAUGUCUAACGCCAACUUCCCUAUGGACGCCGAAGGUCGUACCUACCACGUCGGAGUCAAGCGUGGAGAGCUCGCCAACAGGAUCAUCACAGUCGGAGACCCCGCCCGCGCCAUUGUCCUCUCCCGCACCCUUGAUGGUGUCGAUCCCUCCGCCCCUGUCAAAUCUAUCUCGGCCAACUUGUUCAGCCAUGCCUCUCACCGUGGGUUCUUGACUAUCACUGGACGCUAUAAGGGUACCCCCGUCUCCAUUGUUGCUAUCGGAAUGGGAGUGUCGAUGAUGGACUUUUUCGUGCGCGAGUGCAGAGCUGUGGUUGACGGACCCAUGACUAUCAUCCGUCUGGGUUCCUGCGGUUCCCUUUCCGACGCCAAGGUCGGUGACAUCUGUGUCCCUUCCUCCUCCUACCUCGUCCAGCGCAACUACGACUACUUUGCCGAGGAUUCCUCUGCCUCCUCUGCAUCGCCUUAUAUCCUCUCAAAGAAGUUCGAUGCCGACCCCGAAGUCACUGCGACACUUGUCAAGAACAUGAGCGCACAGUUGGGCGACAACCACGUCUGGAAUGGCAUCAACGCCACUGCUGAUUCGUUCUAUUCCUCCCAGGGUCGCCAGGACGAGAACUUUGUCGACAACAACCAGGAGCUGUUUACUGAGUUGGUCAAGUAUGAGCCCGGAACCCUUACAUUGGAGAUGGAGACGUUCUUGUUGUACCAUUUGGCCAGGACAUCGACUGUUGCACCCCUGAAGGAGGAGUCGAAGGUGAAGGCUGCUGCGACUUCGAACAAGCAUUCGAUUCGUGCGGGUGCUUGCAUGAUGGUUUUCGCUCAGCGCAAGUCGAACGAGUUUAUCUCCAAGGAGGAUGUUGCCCGUGUCGAGCCCCUUGCUGGAAAGGCUGUCUUUGAUUCUCUGGUCGAGGUUUCCUUGGGUGACGAGAGUGAGCUCCAUGCUACCGAGGGCAGUGUCUGGGCUUUGUAA
This is a messenger RNA of Linnemannia hyalina, 975 nucleotides long. NCBI's taxonomy places the organism in Eukaryota, Fungi, Mortierellomycota, Mortierellomycetes, Mortierellales, Mortierellaceae. The record is from the annotation of a GenBank genome assembly.